This is a messenger RNA of Notodromas monacha, 843 nucleotides long. The record is from the annotation of a GenBank genome assembly. NCBI's taxonomy places the organism in Eukaryota, Metazoa, Arthropoda, Ostracoda, Podocopida, Cyprididae.
AUGGGUCUCCUGGAGCUGGUGGCCUCAAACAUUGUUUUGCAAAUCAUUCGUUUGGCUAGUGACUUUGUGCUGCUUGGGAUCUUCAACUUCUUCAAGAGAAGACUUCAACAAAAAGACAGUGCGUUCCUGUGUCGUGACGUCUGUGGCAAGGAGGUGAGAGGCGCCGGCGGCUACGGAUGCCACGUGAUGUUUGUCGGGGCAACGCUGUUUUUGGACUGCGUCAGGCAGGCGGACCUCAAGGAGGUGAAACUGCUGUCUCCGACGGUGUUCAUCAGACAUGAGCCUCGUCCGGUGGCGCCGACGGCCAACCUGGCAGUCGUUCACGUGCAGGCGAACAAAACGCCGUUUGUGGUUUGGGGGCCUCCCUUGACGCAGCAAAGCAGCGUAGUGGCCCAAGAGGUGCCACAUGUCAUCAGGGCACCAUCGUCGACGCCGGAAGUGACGGUCAACAUCAAACAUGGUGUUGCGCACAUUGAGGCGGACGUGGACCCAUGGACUGCAAUGGUCCUGGUCUUCAUGGGCCUUGGAGGAGCAGGGGCUACGUCCCUGGCUGUAUUUUUGGUUUGGCUGGUCAAGUUCAUAAGGAAAACGUCAUCGUACAUGCGGGAACUGGUGCGGAUGCUGACGCCAGAGGAUCAGCAGGAUCCAGAAGCCCAGCCAGUGGUUGAUCUGCUGGGGCUGGAGGAGACGGAUAAAGCCAUUGCAGAAGGGAAGGAGGAAGAACUGGUCCUUGAGGACAACAACCCCUUCAAAGAAAUGUUGAACACCCGAAUUUCUUUUGUAGAAAGUGAUCAGCAAAUGGACAAGAUUCCUGUGGAAGAGUCCAUCUCCAAUCUAGGAUAA